CCCAGGCAUCAGGCAUGUCGCACGCGGUGGUGCGCGGCGCGCCGACGGCGGCGCAGCGGUACGCGGACGGCGCGCUGGACGCGUGGCUGCGCGCGCGCGGCCGGGAGCCCUCCCGCGAGGCGCGCGCGCGCGUGUCCGCGGCGCAGCUGCUGCUGCACUGCAUGCGCCAGGCGCCCGACUUCGUCUGCAUGAUCAACGGCGCCACCGGCGAGCAGACCACGAACCGCGAGAUGCUGGAGCUGGCCAUCCCUUUCGCGCGCAAGCUGCUCGCCCAGGGCCUGAAGGGGAAGACCGUGAUGCUGGUGGCGCGCGACCACGAGCGCACCGUGGCGGUGUUCCUGGGCCUGCUGCUGGCGGGCGUGCUCGCGUACCUCACUGAUCCUGGGGCCACUAAGUAUGAGUUGCAGCACUACUUGCGGCUCGUGGAGCCCGCGCUGGUGUUCUGCGACGAGGCGACGCAGGCGGCGGUGCGCGUCGCGACGGCCGACGCGCCCGCGCCCGCGCACGUGCUGCCCAUACACGACGACGCGCUGCUCGACUACAUCCAGGGACACACCGACGACCUUGACUCUUUCGAAGCGGAGGACAGCGAGGAGGGCGCGGCGAGCCUGCUGCUGCCCACGAGCGGCUCCACGGGGCUGCCCAAGGCGGCGCAGUACAACCAGCGCGCGCUGGUGGCGCAGCUGCCCACCGUCUGGAUGCACUAUGAGAAGUUUCCCACGCCUACGGAGCGUGUGAUGUUGCUCACAACGCCGCAAUGGAGUACCUUCACCAUCACCGUUGCCACGUGUUGUUUAUACAACGUCACACUGGUCAUGUCUCCCAAAGAGGCUACCGUGGAAAAUGUACUCGACAUGAUGCAAAGAUGCAGGCCAACUUGGACGUUCUUCGGGCCGCCGUUCGCCAAGCAGCUGGCCAAGGCGGCGACGCCGGACCACUUCUCGUCGCUGGAGACCGUGAUGACGCUCGGCUCGCAGGUGUCGCCCGACAUCAUGGCCGCUCUUAAAGAAAAAAUGGCACCGGGCAGCAACCUGUGCGACGGGUUCGGCAUGACGGAGGCGCACGGCUUCCUGGCCGUGGCGCCGCGCGGCGCCGCGCCCGGCUGCCAGGGCCGCUGCGCCAACAUAUUCCACUACAGGCUCGUCAAAAACGAUGAUGAAGAUGCUGCCACUGACGAAGAAGGAGAACUGUACAUUAAGGGCUCUACUAUUAUCAAGAGCUACUACAAGAAUGAGUCGGAGCUGGCGGCGAACAUGACGGCGGACGGCUGGCUCCGCACGGGCGACGCCUUCCGCCAGGACCGCGCGCGCCGCCUGCACUACUGCCGCCGCAUCAAGUUCUGCUUCAAGUACGACAACCUGCUGGUGUCGCCCGAGGAGCUGGAGCGCGUGGUGGGGCAGCUGCCGGGCGUGGCGGAGUGCGUGGUGAGCGACAGCGCGCGCGGGCCCGCGGCCGCCGUGGUGCUGCGCGCCGGCGCCAGCGAGCCCGACGCGCGCCGCGCCAUCCACCGCGUCGUCGAGACGACGCUGAGCGACCACAAGCGGCUGCGCGGGGGCGUCGCGUUCGUGGCCGCCAUCCCACGCACGCACACCGGCAAGGCGCACCGCCAACGAGCCAAGGACCUCAUCCAGCGCCUCAUAGAGGAAGGGGCUUGCUGCUAUUGAGUACAUAAAUUGAUGAUGAGUGUUAUUACAAUUUGUUUUAUAGCAGUCAGCAACUCAUCAGAAUAAAAUCAUUUUGUUGGAAAAUUUAUCUAGUUACUUGAGAGUUUCUUAGUAAUAUGGAACAUUUAAAGCAGGUGCAUAAUUUAGGUGUUAUACCCUACCAAAUGAUGUACAUUAAAUACGAUUUUUCUCUAGAAAAAAUGUUUUUCCUCCAUGACGCGGUGUGGCUUAUUAUUACAGCUUAAAAUACCUACAGUUGAAAAUUUCGACAGGUUUGCUAAUUUACUCUGUAGCUUAGUUCCCCGCAAGCAAAGUCGUGGGUCCCACCUGGGGCAGCAGUGCGUUUGUUGUAGUUUAUUUAACACUAGCUUUCCGCCCGCGGCUUCGCCCGCGUGGAAUUUUGUCUGUCACAGAAAAACUUUAUCCUAUGUUCUUUCCCGGGACUCAAACUAUCUCUAUGCCAAAUUUCAUCAAAAUCGGUUGCGAGGUUUAAGCGGGAAAGCGUAACAGACAGACAGACAGACAGAGUUACUUUCGCAUUUAUAAUAUUAGUUGGGAUGGGAUAAGCAGUGGUUAUUAGUCUGUUAUUAUUUCACAGAUGUUUUCCGAACAAAAUAAAAUAAAUAAAUACUUUCGUAUUUAAAAAGUU
Molecule: messenger RNA, 2313 nt
Organism: Ostrinia nubilalis (European corn borer)
Lineage: Eukaryota; Metazoa; Arthropoda; Insecta; Lepidoptera; Crambidae
Product: luciferin 4-monooxygenase-like
Exons: 12
Coding region: 15-1664 (549 amino acids)
Biological process (GO): fatty-acyl-CoA biosynthetic process; long-chain fatty acid metabolic process
Molecular function (GO): long-chain fatty acid-CoA ligase activity
Source: RefSeq, a predicted model, not a curated record